This is a messenger RNA of Macrosiphum euphorbiae (potato aphid), 756 nucleotides long. NCBI's taxonomy places the organism in Eukaryota, Metazoa, Arthropoda, Insecta, Hemiptera, Aphididae. The record is from the annotation of a GenBank genome assembly.
AUGAUUAAUUGCGGAGAAAACCAAUCCGUUAACUCGCAGUCGACCGAGACGGAAGUGAUGCAAAGAGUAUUUGCCGAAUUACGCACGGCAAGUUUCCACGUUCCUGAACGGACGCUGUUGCAGUUUAGUCGGUACGUCACCGGACCAUCCUCGAUUAGCUGCCGAUACCGGUCCUUGGAAAACGUCACCGGAGCAGUCGCGAUUAGCCGCCGACACCAGUCCGAGCCAAAUGUGACCGGACCAUCCGCGAUUAGCCACCUGCAGUCCACGCCAGCAAACGUCACCGUACUCUGCCUAGGACCAAAAUAUGCUGAAGCAGACGACACCUCAAGGACGGAACAGCCGCAGGCAGGGAGCAGCCGUAAGCCGUCUGAAUCCGAGUCGAUGGGCCUCGAUCUGGUCGACCUGCAGCCUGCUGCGCCUGUUUACUGGAAAAUUCCGCUGCCACCACACCGCACUGGUCCGUCAGUGUCCGUCGACUGUCCCCUUGUACUCAUCCCGGGCAACGUUAUCGAGGCUCCGGAAGUCCCGCCGCCAUCAGAUGACCGGACAAGACGAGGAGAGACCGUGCCAGAACUGCCAACCGUUCCCGCGGCGAGUUUUGGCCAGGCAGAACUGGAACCGGAUACCGGUGACAGCGACGCAAGCAUGGCGGUGGCAGCCAUGGACGACCCCGCGGCCAAAUCUAAAAAACGCACCACACUUUGGAGACGGACGAAGCGAAUCGUCCGUCGCAUGUUUUAUUGCGGCGUUUGA